This is a messenger RNA of Rhizophagus irregularis DAOM 181602=DAOM 197198, 858 nucleotides long. Lineage: Eukaryota; Fungi; Glomeromycota; Glomeromycetes; Glomerales; Glomeraceae. The record is from RefSeq and is a predicted model, not a curated record.
AUGGACGCAAGAAAAGAUUUGAAAGCGUAUCGAAAUAAUGGCGAGAAGGCUCAGGAAAUUUACGACAAAUUUAUUCUACCAUAUAGAACCCAAAAUAUCCGUUUGAAGAAUCAAUGGCCAACUGACACCGAUGACAAUACGAAUGAAUGGACCAUAUUAUGUAAUUGCAAAUUCAUGGGACGCCCUAUGCAUAGCCCGGAUAUUGAUCUUGGAACCAAUCGAGACAUGAUACCAACAACAUUAAACGUGUCGUGGAAAUUGAUAACUACGCAAGCAGAAAUAAGUGGCGUUGUAAGGUUCUUAGGGAAUCCUUAUAAUUCAAGACUUCGGGAUAAACGGCCCGAUCAUAAUGCGGCACGAAAAUGGAAGGAACGUAAAGAGGAGAAAAUUUCAGCUGGUGGACCCUCGUUUACAAUUUCGGGCACCGUAGUUGGGUCUGUUGGGAGAGAGGAAGCAGAUAGCCACAUAUCGGCAAGAGAUAGAUCACCGCCUUUUCCUUUCAAAGUUCAACAAAUUUCAGUUUGGGAAUUGCUCCGAGACAAACACUUGGUCUCCUCUAGCAAAAAUGAAACCCGAGAUCACAACCAGAACCCGUACGAUCAACAUUUUACAUGGAACAGUAACGGAUCCUUGUCAAAAUUGCCAGAAAUUUCAAAUCAAUUACUUGACUUAUUGAGACAUGGAAUUCAUAAAAUUACAAGUGAAAUUUCAUUAAAGUAUAAUGAAAUGGAAAAAGAUAUGCAAUAUUUGGGACCUGAUUUAAUAACUGGUAUCGAAAAUUUUCUCUUUUAUCCUGAUAAUAUACUUUAUGAUUAUACGAUUUCUGAUGAACCUGAAUUUGAAGAUGAGGAAGAAUGA